UGAAGCGGAUGCCAGAGCAUGUGCACAUUGCUCAACCACGUGUUCGGCCUAGCAGAUCAGUGAAGGCAAAGCACGAUGACUGCGGGCGUACAAGCAUAUUUUGAAUGACUAGGCGGCGGACAAGAGGUGGUGAAUGCGUACACACUGCGGUAGGUGUCACCGAGGAGAAGGCGCGAUGCCGACCAGGCAUCGCGUCGAACUCUUAUCUGCGGGCGAGACAGCUCAUACAGCAGCAUGAACCUUAUCCUUGUACUCAUGUGACAGUGCAUGAUAUUGUAACCUCAGCUGAUUCCUCAACUUCCCUACCUUCCAUGACGGAAGAGUCAAGACCAGGCGCCCAGCAACGGGUAGCAUCUCUCUAUGCGCAGCGCGAAAACAAGCAUCUCAUGGGUGAUAUGGAGCAGAAGCCUGUCGAUCAGUAAUGUGACAAGCUGGCAUGUCAAAUGUAG
This is a messenger RNA of Baudoinia panamericana UAMH 10762, 449 nucleotides long. RefSeq lists its product as uncharacterized. The record is from RefSeq and is a predicted model, not a curated record. The coding region runs from base 105 to 422 and encodes 105 amino acids. The transcript has a single exon. Lineage: Eukaryota; Fungi; Ascomycota; Dothideomycetes; Mycosphaerellales; Teratosphaeriaceae.